Molecule: messenger RNA, 1561 nt
Organism: Dipodomys spectabilis (banner-tailed kangaroo rat)
Lineage: Eukaryota; Metazoa; Chordata; Mammalia; Rodentia; Heteromyidae
Product: cytochrome P450 2E1-like
Exons: 9
Coding region: 58-1539 (493 amino acids)
Biological process (GO): xenobiotic metabolic process
Cellular component (GO): cytoplasm; intracellular membrane-bounded organelle
Molecular function (GO): oxidoreductase activity, acting on paired donors, with incorporation or reduction of molecular oxygen, reduced flavin or flavoprotein as one donor, and incorporation of one atom of oxygen; iron ion binding; heme binding
Source: RefSeq, a predicted model, not a curated record
AAAGCUUUGCUUUCCCUGCAGGUCAUCCCUACAAGUCAGCCCAGGACCCUAGAUACCAUGGCUGCCCUUUGCAUCACCGUGGCUCUGCUGGUGUGGAUGGCCACCCUCCUGCUCAUAUCCCUCUGGAGGCAGAUACUCAGCAGCUGGAACCUGCCCCCGGGGCCCUUCCCACUGCCUAUUGUUGGGAACUUUUUCAGUGUGGAUUUGAAGGAUGUUCCUAAGUCCUUAAACAAGCUGGCAGAGCGCUUCGGGCCUGUCUUCACUCUGCACCUGGGUUUUAACCGUAUUGUGGUCCUGCAUGGCUACAAGGCCGUGAAGGAGGGGCUGUUGAAAUACAAGAAUGAGUUCUCUGGCAGAGCAGAGAUCCCUGCCUUCAAGGAGCAUGAGAACAAGGGAGUUAUUUUCAACAAUUCUCACACCUGGAGGGAUGUCCGCCGGUUUUCCCUGAGCAUCCUCCGAGACUAUGGGAUGGGGAAACAGGGCAAUGAGGAGCGCAUCCAGAGGGAGGCUGGCUUCCUGGUGGAGGAGCUCAGGAAGACCCAGGGCCAGCCCUUUGACCCUACUUUUCUCAUUGGUUGUGCACCCUGCAAUGUCAUCGCCGACAUCCUCUUCAACAGGCGUUUCGAUUAUAAUGACAAGACGGUUCAUAGGCUCAUGCGUUUGUUCAAUGAGGACUUCUACUUGCUUAGCACUGCUUGGGUCCAGCUUUAUAACAAUUCAUCGGGCUACCUACGCUUCCUGCCUGGAAGCCACAGAAAACUGCUUAAGAAUGUGUCUGAAAUAAAACAGUACACACUUGAAAAAGCCGAGGAACAUCUCCAGUCUGUGGAUCUCAACUGCCCCCGUGAUGUGACUGACCGCCUGCUGGUGGAAAUGGAGAAGGAAAAACAUAGCGAAGAGCCUGUGUACACACUGGAAAAUAUUUCUGUGACCUUGGCAGACCUGUUCUUUGCAGGGACAGAAACUACCAGUACCACUCUGAGAUAUGGGCUCCUGAUUCUAAUGAAAUACCCCGAGAUUGAAGAGAAACUUCAUGAAGAAAUCGAUAGGGUUAUUGGGCCAAGUCGCGUCCCUGCCGUCAAAGACAGGCUGGAGAUGCCCUACAUGGAUGCUGUGGUGCAUGAGAUUCAGAGAUUCAUCAACCUUGUGCCCUCCAGCCUUCCCCAUGAGGUGACGCGGGACAUCAUGUUCCGAGGAUACCGGAUUCCCAAGGGUACAGUUGUAAUUCCAGCCCUGGAUUCACUUUUGUAUGACAGCCAAGAAUUUCCAGAACCAGAUAAAUUUGAGCCAGAGCACUUUUUGAAUGACAAUGGGAAGUUCAAGUACAGCGACUAUUUUAAACCAUUUUCUGCAGGAAAACGAGUGUGUGUCGGAGAAGGCCUGGCCCGCAUGGAAUUGUUUCUGCUCCUGUCUGCUAUCCUGCAGCAUUUUAAUCUGAAGUCUCUGGUGGACCCCACGGCCAUUGACCUUACCCCGAUUGCAGUUGGUUUAGGCAGCGUCCCUCCACACUACAAACUGUGUGUCAUUCCUCGGUCAUGACUGUGAACAAAUGUACCACAGA